AUGCGAGAGAUGCUCAGCCUGGAAGCAACCCAAGAAAUCCCUGCCCUCUCAAGAGACAAUUUCUUGCUGGAUACCGAUACAAACUUGGCCGUUCGCAAGGGAGAGCUGUUGCUCCACAUGUUCGACAGUGCUGUCGGUUCCGAUGGAAUUCGGAACGCUCUGCAGGAGUUGAUGGUUAAACGUAAACACCAAACUAUAACUGAAGAAGACCUGUGGGAGGAACUUUCUAAUGUGAACAACGAGAGCUUCCCUGGCGCUGACGUGGCCCGUGCGUGGACGCAGAGCGCCGGAUUUCCGCUGCUGACGAUCAGUCGCGUCUACGGCCAGAGAGUCGCCGUCGCACGCCAGGAAAGAUACGGACAAAGCUCAUCACAAACCGUGUGGAGUAUUCCGGUUACCUACACUGACGGAACAAAGAUGGACUUUGACAACACGGGCAACAUUUUUUGGCUGAACACCAAAGAAGCCAAGCUUCCGAGAGUACCCAGGGACGAUGACUGGUUGAUCGCUAACCUGCGUGGCUGCGGUUACUACCGAGUUAAUUACGACCCCCGUAACUGGAACCUCAUCACCAUGGAGCUGAACACCUACCACACGAAUAUCGACGUUGUCAACAGGGCCCGGAUAAUCGACGACGUUUUCGAGUUGGCUGACAUUGGCCUCGUCCCGUACGGCACGGCUCUCCAUGCGUCCGAGUACCUGCGGCGAGAGAAAGAAACCUUGCCGUGGACAACCGUGCUCAAGCGUUGGGAGUACCUUGAGGCCAUGCUCGGCAGCGGAGUCGUGCUCGAGAAAUGGAAGCUGUUCAUUAUUAGGAUUCUCAUACAUCACAUCCACAGCUUCAAGUGGUCCCAUACAGAAGAAGACAAUGCGAAAAGGCAGCUGAGGAUAAUACACUACGCGUGGGCCUGCAGAUACAAGUACGGGCCGUGUCUCAUUGAGGCGAGGCACGCCUUUGAGAGUUACAAGUCUCCUGAGUCGACCGCGAAGCCGAUCCUCCUGGAGCACCAGUUCACCGUGUUUUGCACCGUCAUCGAGGACGGCGACGAGGCAGACUGGGUGGCGCUGCGCACGCGCCUCGAUCACGUGAGCGAUGGCGUGGAACGACGAAACAUAAUCCUUGCCCUCGGAUGCACCAGGGACAGAAGCAGGCUCACCAGGUACUUCGAGGAGUUCUCGGCGCCCGCUGCGAAGAUGGUGCCGCUGUUGUUCACGGAGACUGCGAAGCGCGGUAACUUAUGGAGACUGAAGACUGCCGAAUACGUCAUCGCCAACUGGCAAGACCUAAAGUCAACGUGA
Messenger RNA from Rhipicephalus sanguineus (brown dog tick), 1299 nucleotides. RefSeq names its product aminopeptidase N. Gene Ontology annotation, cellular component: cytoplasm. Gene Ontology annotation, molecular function: metalloaminopeptidase activity; zinc ion binding; peptide binding. NCBI's taxonomy places the organism in Eukaryota, Metazoa, Arthropoda, Arachnida, Ixodida, Ixodidae. The coding region runs from base 1 to 1299 and encodes 432 amino acids. Gene Ontology annotation, biological process: proteolysis; peptide catabolic process. The record is from RefSeq and is a predicted model, not a curated record. The transcript has 12 exons.